AUGCAAUUGAAGUCCGAUCCUUUUGAUCUAUUAGAAGAUUCCUACGAAGGUGGUUCUUUGCAAACAUACACGAAUAACCAUACCACCAAAUCCUGGGCAAACGUUAUCCCUGACAAAUGCGGGUUAUAUGACCCAGAUUAUGAAAAGGAUGCCUGUGGUGUUGGUUUUGUUUCAAACAUCAAAGGUGAACAAUCCCACAAGAUCAUCUCAGAUGCUAAAUACCUUUUAGUAAAUAUGACCCAUAGAGGUGCUGUUUCCACCGAUGGGAAUGGGGAUGGUGCUGGUAUAUUGACAGGUAUUCCUCACGAAUUCAUGCAAAGAGAAUUCAAAUUGGAUUUGAAUAUUGACGUCCCUGAAAGAGGUCAUUAUGCUGUUGGUAACGUUUUUUUCCAAAAAGUUGAUCCAAACAGUGAGAAUUAUGAAGAAGCAAAAGAAAAUUUAGUCAAGAACAAGAAAAUCUUUGAAGAUUUGACUGAAAGUCUAAAUAUGAAAGUUUUAGGUUGGAGAAAAGUUCCUGUAGAUUCCACAAUCUUGGGUUCUGUUGCGUUAUCUCGUGAACCAACAAUCUUACAACCAAUGAUUGUCCCAUGUAAUAGUAAUAAUGAUAACGAAUUUAAUGAAAUAGAAUUUAAGACGAAUUUAUACAUCUUAAGAAAAGAAGUGUCAAAUACUAUUGGUAUUGAAAAUUGGUUCUAUGCUUGUUCUUUGAACAACAGAACUAUGGUUUACAAGGGUCAAUUAACCCCAUCCCAAGUUUACAACUAUUAUCCAGAUUUAACAAAUGCUUAUUUCAAAUCUCAUUUGGCCUUAGUUCAUUCUAGAUUUUCCACAAAUACUUUCCCAUCCUGGGAUAGAGCUCAACCUUUACGUUGGUUAGCACAUAAUGGUGAAAUUAAUACCUUAAGAGGUAACAAGAACUGGAUGCACGCAAGAGAAGGUUCUAUGACUUCUGACACUUUCAAAGAUAAAUUAGAAAAAUUAUACCCAAUCAUUGAAGAAGGUGGUUCAGAUUCUGCUGCUUUAGAUAAUGUCUUAGAAUUAUUAACCUUAAAUGGUAAUAUGAGUUUACCAGAAGCCGUUAUGAUGAUGGUUCCUGAAGCUUACCACAAAGAUAUGGAUUCCGAUUUGAAAGCUUGGUACGAUUGGGCAGCUUGUUUAAUGGAACCAUGGGAUGGUCCAGCUUUAUUAACUUUCACUGAUGGUAGAUACUGUGGUGCUGUAUUGGAUAGAAAUGGGUUAAGACCUUGUCGUUACUACAUCACUUCUGAUGAUAGAGUCAUUUGUGCUUCUGAAGUUGGUGUUAUUCCAAUUGAUGAUACUUUGGUAAUUGAAAAGGGUAAAUUGAAACCAGGUGAUUUAUUCUUAGCUGAUACUGAAACUGGUGAAUUAGUUGACACCAAGAAGCUGAAAUUAGAAAUUUCCAAGAAGAGAGACUUCAAAUCUUGGUUAUCUAAAGUUGUUAAAUUAGAGGACCUAUUGGAAAAGACAAAACCAUAUGUUGAUACUGAAUUCGUUCCAAAGGAUAGCGUCCCAUCUCUUAAGGUUCAACAAGAUCCACGUAUCUUGGCUAAUGGUUAUACACUUGAACAAGUCACACUAUUAUUAACCCCAAUGGCGUUGACUGGUAAGGAGGCAUUAGGUUCCAUGGGUAAUGACACUGCAUUGGCUUGUUUGAAUAGAGACCCUGUCUUAUUGUACGAUUACUUCAGACAAUUAUUUGCUCAAGUUACUAAUCCACCAAUUGAUCCAAUUCGUGAAGCUAACGUCAUGUCCUUAGAAUGUUUCGUCGGUCCACAAGGUAACUUAUUAGAAACACAUGCAUCUCAAUGUGAACGUUUAUUAUUGAAAUCUCCAAUCCUAUUUUGGAAUGAAUUCCAAGCUUUGAAGAAUAUCGAUAAGGCUUACCCAUCAUGGUCCACUGCUGAAAUCGAUAUUACAUUCCCUAAGUCAGACGGUUUAUUAGGUUACACUGCAACUAUCGACCGUAUUACCAAGGAAGCAACCGCUGCCGUCGAAUCUGGUAACAAAAUAUUGUUUAUCUCUGAUAGAAGAUUGGGCGAAGAUCGUGUCUCUAUUUCUUCUUUGAUUGCCGUGAGUACUAUCCACCAUCAUUUGAUUAGAAACAGAUCUCGUUCUCAAGUUGCAUUGAUCUUAGAAACUGCUGAAGCUAAAGAAAUUCACCAUUUCUGUACUUUACUUGGUUAUGGUUGUGAUGGUAUAUUCCCAUACUUGGUCAUGGAAACUUUAGUUAGAAUGAAUAGAGAAGGUUUGAUCCGUAACGUUGAUGACGAUGAUCAUGAAACUAGCGAUGAAACUUUAUUAGAGAAUUAUAAACAUGCUGUCGAUGCCGGUAUUCUUAAGGUUAUGUCUAAGAUGGGUAUCUCCACAUUGGCCUCCUAUAAAGGUGCUCAAAUUUUUGAAGCAUUAGGUCUAGACAACUCUGUUAUUGAUCUAUGUUUCACUGGUACUGCUUCUAGAAUUAAAGGUGUCACUUUUGAAUACAUAGCUCAAGACGCCUUUUCCUUCCAUGAACGUGGAUACCCAUCCAGAAUGUCCACAACUAGAUCAGCCGCUCUUCCAGAAGCUGGUGAAUAUCACUGGAGAGAUGGUGGUUACAAGCAUGUUAAUGAUCCAACAGCUAUUGCAUCCUUACAAGACUCUGUUAGAAAUAAAAAUGAUGCAUCCUGGGAAUUAUACGUUAAGACUGAAAUGGAAGCCAUUAAAGAUUGUACUCUAAGAGGUUUAUUAGAAUUAGAUUAUGAUAAUUCUACUGCUAUUCCAAUUGAACAAGUUGAACCAUGGACAGAAAUUGCUAGAAGAUUUGCCUCUGGUGCUAUGUCAUACGGUUCCAUUUCUAUGGAAGCUCAUUCUACUUUAGCUAUCGCUAUGAAUAGACUUGGUGCUAAAUCUAACUGUGGUGAAGGUGGUGAAGAUGCUGAACGUUCUCUUGUUUCCUCUAACGGAGACACCAUGAGAUCUGCCAUUAAGCAAGUUGCUUCUGCUAGAUUCGGUGUUACAUCUCAUUAUUUAUCUGAUGCAGAUGAAAUUCAAAUUAAGGUUGCCCAAGGUGCUAAACCUGGUGAAGGUGGUGAAUUACCAGCACACAAGGUUUCCAAGGAUAUUGCUAAGACUAGACACUCCACUCCAAAUGUUGGUUUGAUUUCUCCUCCGCCUCAUCAUGAUAUUUAUUCUAUUGAAGAUUUGAAGCAAUUGAUUUACGAUUUGAAAUGUGCUAACCCAAGAGCCGGUAUCUCAGUUAAAUUAGUGUCUGAAGUUGGUGUUGGUAUUGUCGCUUCUGGUGUCGCCAAGGCCAAGGCUGAUCUUAUCUUAGUGUCAGGUCACGAUGGUGGUACUGGUGCUGCUCGUUGGACUUCUGUUAGAUAUGCUGGUUUACCAUGGGAGUUAGGUUUAGCUGAAACUCAUCAAACUUUGGUUCUAAAUGAUUUAAGACGUAAUGUUGUUGUUCAAACUGAUGGUCAAUUAAGAACCGGUUUCGAUCUUGCUGUCGCCAUUUUAUUAGGUGCUGAAUCUUUCACUUUAGCUACCAUCCCAUUGAUUGUUAUGGGUUGUGUUAUGUUAAGAAGAUGUCACUUGAAUGUUUGUGCUACUGGUAUUGCUACUCAAGAUCCAUAUUUGAGAAAGAAGUUCCAAGGUCAACCAGAACAUGUUAUUAAUUUCUUCUACUAUUUAAUUAAUGACUUAAGAAUGAUUAUGGCCAAGUUAGGUUUCCGUACUGUGGAUGAAAUGGUUGGUCAUUCUGAAAAAUUGAGAAAGAGAGCUGAUGCUAACGCUAAGGCCUUCAACAUUGAUCUAUCACCAAUUUUAACACCAGCUCAUGAAAUUCGUCCAGGUGUUCCAACUAUCUUUUCUAAGAAACAAGAUAUGAAAUUACAUUCUCGUCUAGAUAAUAAAUUAAUUGAUGAAGCUGAAGUUACUUUAGAUCAUGGUUUACCUGUAAAGAUUGAUGCUCAAAUUAUUAACACAGAUCGUGCCCUAGGUGCCACCUUAUCUUACAGAGUUUCUAAGAAGUUUGGUGAAGAAGGUUUACCAAAGGAUACCAUCGUGGUUAACAUUACUGGUUCUGCUGGUCAAUCCUUCGGUGCGUUCUUGGCUCCUGGUAUUACAUUCAUCCUUGAUGGUGAUGCUAACGAUUAUGUUGGUAAGGGUUUAUCCGGUGGUAUCAUUGUUGUUAAGCCUCCAAAGCAUGCUAAGUUUAAGAGUGAUGAAAAUGUUAUUGUUGGUAACACUUGUUUAUAUGGUGCUACAUCAGGUACUAUGUUUGUUGCUGGUGGUGUUGGUGAAAGAUUUGGUGUUCGUAACUCAGGUGCUACCGUUGUCGUUGAAAGAGUUAAGGGUAACAAUGCCUUUGAAUAUAUGACUGGUGGUCGUGCUAUUGUUUUAUCUCAAUUAGAAUCCUUGAACGCCUUUUCUGGUGCUACUGGUGGUAUUGCUUACUGUUUGACCUCCGACUAUGAAGAUUUUGUUGGUAAGAUUAAUAGUGAAACUGUCAGUUUGGAAACUUUACAAGAUGCUGUGGAAAUUGCCUUCGUUAAGAGUUUAAUUCAAGAUCAUUACAAUUACACUAAAUCUGUUCUUGCUGAAAAGAUCUUGAACAAUUUCAACCAUUAUUUGAAGAAAUUUGUUAAGGUUAUUCCAAAUGAUUAUAAAAAGGUUCUUGAAAAGGAAGCUACUGAGAAGAGCCAUGCUAAGAAGCAAGCAGCUGAAGAUUAUUUGAAGAAAUUUAAAGCCCUAACCACUGGUCCAGACGCUUCCAUUGAUGCUACCAACGGUGAAAUUAAUGAUUUAAUGAAGUUGAACAAUAAGAAUAAGACUAUUACUUCUCAUAAAUCUACACUUGCUGAACCAGCCUUAGUUGAUUUAGAAGAUGCUGUGCCUGAUCCAAAACAAUUAGAGAAGGCUACUGAAAAGAUUGAGAAAUUACGUGGGUUCAUGAAAUACCAACGUCGUAACCAACCAUAUAGACCAGCCUCUACUAGAGUACAAGAUUGGAAGGAAUUUGUGAAACCAUUAUCCAAGAGAGAUGCUAAAUACCAGACUGCCAGAUGUAUGGAUUGUGGUACUCCAUUCUGUUCCUCUGACACAGGUUGUCCAUUAUCUAACGUUAUCCCCAAGUUUAACGAAUUGGUGUUCAAGAAUCAAUGGAAGUUGGCUCUCGAUAAAUUAUUGGAAACCAACAAUUAUCCUGAAUUUACCGGUAGAGUUUGUCCUGCACCAUGUGAAGGUGCUUGUACUCUAGGUAUUAGUGAAAACCCAGUUGGUAUUAAAUCCAUUGAAAGGAUCAUUAUUGACAAUGCAUUCAAAGAAGGAUGGAUUGUCCCAUGUCCACCCAAAACACGUACCGAUAAAACUAUUGCUAUCAUUGGUUCUGGCCCUGCAGGUAUGGCAUGCGCUGAUCAAUUGAAUAAGGCUGGUCAUAACGUUACCGUUUUUGAAAGAGCUGAUCGUUGUGGUGGGUUAUUAAUGUAUGGUAUUCCAAAUAUGAAAUUGGAGAAGAGUAUUGUUCAACGUCGUUUCGAUAUCUUGGAAGCUGAAGGUAUUAAAUUUGUUUGUAACAUAGAAAUUGGUAAAGAUAUUACUGUAGAACAAUUACAAGAACAAUUCGAUGCUGUUGUAUUUGCCAUUGGUUCUACCAUUCCAAGAGAUAUUAACAUUAAGGGCCGUGAAUUGAAGAAUAUUGAUUUUGCCAUGGAAUUGUUAGAAAGUAACACUAAGGCUUUAUUGAAUUCUGACUUGGAGACUGUACGUAAGGAAAUUGAAGGUAAGAAUGUUAUUGUCAUUGGUGGUGGUGACACUGGUAAUGAUUGUCUUGGUACUUCAGUGAGACAUGGUGCUAAAUCUGUCAUUAAUUUUGAAUUAUUGCCUCAACCACCUAAUGAACGUGCUAGGGAUAAUCCAUGGCCACAAUGGCCUCGUGUAAUGAGGGUUGAUUAUGGUCAUUCUGAAGUCAAAGAACAUUAUGGUAAUGAUCCACGUGAAUUCUGUAUCUAUGCCAAGGAAUUUAUUGGUAAUGAAGCAGGUGAAGUUUGUGCCAUUAAGACAGUUCGUGUAGAAUGGAAGAAAUCUGGUAGUGGUGUUUGGCAAAUGGUUGAAUUACCAAAUAGUGAAGAAACUUUUGAAUGUGAUCUUGUAUUGUUGUCUAUGGGGUUCAUUGGACCUGAAUUGAUUAAACAUGAAAAGAUUAUCAAGACCAGUAAAGGUACUAUUCAAACUGAUGAUGAUUCAUCCUAUCAUGUGGGUGAUAAUAUUUUCACCGCUGGUGAUUGUAGAAGAGGUCAAUCCUUAAUUGUUUGGGCUAUUCAAGAAGGUAGAAAAUGUGCUCAUUCCAUUGAUGUUCAUUUAAUGGGUACUACUAAAUUACCAAGUAAUGGUGGUAUUGUUAAGCGUGAUUUCAAUUUAUUGGAAGAACUAGCUGCUGAAGCUUAUGCUUAA
Messenger RNA from Naumovozyma castellii, 6450 nucleotides. It is a transcript of the gene GLT1, whose product is annotated as glutamate synthase (NADH). The transcript has a single exon. Lineage: Eukaryota; Fungi; Ascomycota; Saccharomycetes; Saccharomycetales; Saccharomycetaceae. Bases 1 to 6450 code for a protein of 2149 amino acids. The record is from RefSeq and is a predicted model, not a curated record.